This is a messenger RNA of Sesamum indicum (sesame), 1905 nucleotides long. Its product is annotated as long chain base biosynthesis protein 2a. Gene Ontology annotation, biological process: sphingosine biosynthetic process; ceramide biosynthetic process. Gene Ontology annotation, molecular function: serine C-palmitoyltransferase activity; pyridoxal phosphate binding. Lineage: Eukaryota; Viridiplantae; Streptophyta; Magnoliopsida; Lamiales; Pedaliaceae. The record is from RefSeq and is a predicted model, not a curated record. Gene Ontology annotation, cellular component: serine palmitoyltransferase complex.
AUAAAAAAAGGAAAACCGAAAUGGGGUAAAAGAGGAAACGGGUCAACCCAAUCCUCUCUCCCUCCAUAAUUGGUUCCUCUCUCUCUCUUUCUGCCCUCGCUUUCUCUCUCUAUAUCGGGAUCUUAGUCAAGGAGGCUCCGAUCGUCUCCUCCGCCGCCGUCAAAUUCCAAGAUGAUCACAAUCCCCUACCUCACCGCCUUGACCACAUACUUCAGCUACGGCCUCCUCUUCGCAUUUGGCCAGCUGCGCGAUUUUUUUCGCAAGAUUCUCGACUGGUGGUCCAAGAGCAACCUUCAGGGCUAUGCGCCGAUCUGUUUGGGGCUGGAGGAUUUCUACAUUCGGAGAUUGUAUCUGCGGAUUCAGGAUUGCUUUAAUAGACCAAUAUCCAGCUCUCCAGAUGCUUGGUUUGAUGUGGUGGAACGUAUCUCCAAUGACAAUAACAAAACUCUAAAGCGAACCACAAGAGUGACAAGGUGCCUGAAUUUGGGAUCAUAUAACUAUCUAGGGUUUGCGGCAGCAGAUGAAUACUGCACACCUCGUGUAAUCGAGUCCUUGAAACAAUUUUACCCGAGCACCUGUAGCACCCGGGUUGAUGGAGGCACAACCACAUUGCAUGCCGAACUAGAGGAGUGUGUCGCAAAUUUUGUAGGAAAGCCGGCUGCAGUGGUUUUUGGCAUGGGCUAUGUAACAAAUUCGGCCAUUCUUCCUGUAUUAAUGGGGAAGGGAAGUUUGAUUAUCAGUGAUUCUCUGAACCAUAACUCCAUAGUUAAUGGUGCUCGAGGGUCUGGAGCCACUAUUCGGGUUUUCCAGCACAACACACCAUCCCAUUUGGAGAAAGUUCUGAGGGAACAAAUUGCUGAGGGACAGCCCAGAACACACAGACCUUGGAAAAAGAUAAUGGUUGUGGUGGAGGGAAUCUAUAGCAUGGAAGGGGAACUCUGCAAGCUCCCUGAAAUUGUUUCCAUAUGCAAGAAAUACAAGGCUUAUGUUUAUCUAGAUGAGGCCCACAGCAUUGGAGCUGUUGGAAAAACUGGAAGGGGUGUCUGUGAGCUCUUAGGCGUUGAUACUGCAGAUGUGGAUAUUAUGAUGGGAACUUUCACUAAAUCAUUUGGAUCAUGUGGUGGCUAUAUUGCAGGAUCUAAGGAGCUUAUUCAAUACUUAAAGUACACUUGCCCUGCUCAUCUGUAUGCUACGUCAAUAUCACCGCCUGCUGCACAGCAAAUUAUUUCUUCCAUUAAGGUUAUUCUCGGAGAAGAUGGUUCCAGCAGAGGGGCUCAGAAACUAGCAAAAAUACGUGAGAACAGCAACUUUUUCAGGUCUGAACUGCAGAAAAUGGGUUUUGAGGUUCUGGGUGAUAAUGAUUCCCCUGUCAUGCCAAUAAUGCUUUAUAAUCCAGCCAAAAUUCCUGCCUUUUCACGAGAGUGCCUCAGGCGGAAUGUGGCUGUUGUGACUGUUGCUUUUCCAGCUACCCCUUUAUUGUUGGCACGUGCUCGCAUUUGCAUCUCUGCUGCUCAUACAAGGGAAGACCUUGUUAAAGCUUUGGAGGUUAUCAGCAGCGUUGGCGAUUUGGUAGGUAUAAAAUACUUCCCUGCGGAGCCAAAGAAACAACAGCUGGAGGGAGAGAGAGUUAAGCUGGAAUGACAGGACAAGUUGUCUUACCGAGAUUGGCAAGUCUCCAAAAGAGGUUCCAUUAGUAUAAUAGAAUCAUUUUUCUAGCUCCAGUGGCUGGCUACAAGUGACUUGUGAAAUUUUGUUUGUUUUGUACAUAAAAUUGUAAUUUGUUUUUGUUACAAGUCCUAAAUUAUAUACUUUCUUAACACUUUCUUUCAUUAUUUCUCACCAGGAUUAUAGCUCUCGAACUUUGCUUCUCAGUUGUCUCCAUAGGUGUAUAUAGUCUUCUUGUUC